AUGGCUCAGCCGUCGGCGGGUGAUGAGUCGCAGACAGGUGCAGACAUCGCUCCGACAGAUGGCGCACCGUCUUCUGCGACAUAUGGCGGUGCGCGGUCAUCUUCGACUUAUACCCGCUCUGGAUAUCCAGCAGAAGCAGGGCCCACAAGUGCGGCUGCAAAGCCUUUAACAUUGCGAGCAGCAGUGAAAGCAUGUGACGUGAACAGCGUCCGCCAUGCCUUGCUAAAGUUGCAGGGCCUCAACACUGAAGCUACCGAAGCUGCGCUGGAUGCAACAGACGGCAUGGGACGCACUGUGCUGCAUAUUUGUGCAGCCAACGCCUUGCGAGGUGGCACAGGCGAUGUGGUGAAGCUACUUCUGGAGCACAAGGCCCGUACAGAUGCUCGUGAUGCGAACGAGAAGAACCCCCUGGACGUGGCGGUGGCAACGGCCGCCAUGGCCACGGACGCGGCCACGGCCGAGGACUUCCUUUCAGCAAAGGCCACCGUCUCCUCUCUUUUGAAGGCCCGAGCUUCUGCCUCCGGAGAGCAACGAGACUCGCUGGAGACGAGCCUGGGCAGGGCCGCAACAGCUCAGGUCGAAAACGGCUUGGCGCAAAUCUUGUCUUUGUUGACACCGCCGCAGGAAGAUGGAGGCAUCUUAGCCGAGAAGCUGAUGCAGGCUGUUGAUCGCCACGAUCCAGAAACUGACCAGAUCUUCGCUCGAAUACGCCAACGAAGCGACAGCUCCAUGCUCUUGGCACAGUGCAUGCAAGCGUUCGAUGCCGAUGGCAACACGCUGCUGCACAGAUUCGUGGUUGGUCCAAACAUCGACGCAGCGAAGGACAUGGACAUCUUGCACCUAUUGCUAGAGUCUGCCUCAGACAUCAACAACCGAAACUUGCUUGGUGAGACGCCUCUUCUGGCAGGCGCCAGGUCAGCAGCAAGGCUAGAAAUGCUGGAAGCUUUGAUUGCGGCCAGCGCCGAUCCUGGCUCUCCAGAUGCCAUCUCGCACGAGACUGCGUUGAUGGAGGCUGCCUGCCGUGGCGAUGCAGGACUCUGCCGGCUAAUUCUCAAUGGCAGAGCGGAUGCGGCAGCCAGGAACAUCCAUGGCUGCACUGCUUGGGAUCUGGCGAUUGAGAACCGGCACAGCGAUGUCGUCCAGCUCCUGGCGGAGAACGGCAGUGUGCAGCCACCCAGCCUGAACAGCGAAGUGAUGGCUGCGGUGAAGGCCGCGGAUGUGGAUACGCUGCAAAGGCUCCUGUCGAGUCUGGGAACACUCGAGCUGGAGCGAGUCUUAACACGUGGAGUGGAUGAUGCUGGACGACAGCUCUUGCAUGUGUCUGCAGCCCAGGGUGCACAAGAAGGAGCAGCGGACGUUGUGAGACUGUUGCUCGAGUUCGGGGCACCGACCGAUGACGUGGAUUUUGCUGGCGACACUCCUUUGUCCUUGGCAGUCUUGACAGCUUCGGCCAGCGAUUGCGAUGACGGUGGCAGUUGGGCGGCUUUGGACACUUGCCGCGUCUUGCUAGUGGCUGGAGCCAGUGCCGAUGCUGGCGGACAGCUCUCUGCGCCCAACUGCGCUUUGGCAGAAGCCUUUCAAAGCGGUCGCGGCCACGAUGUUUGUCAACUUUUGCAUGCAUUUGGGGCGAACAUGCCGUGGUAUGCAGUGGCAGAAGCCUCGAAUGAGUCCGCCGAUGCAGAUGCGGAGUACGCAGAUGUCGGUCAUGGCACCUUCGAAGCUCAGUGUGAGCAGGAAGGUAUUCCGCUGGAGAAGUUGGGGACGCUGGGUGCAAAGGCGGUCCUGGCUGCCUGCAGCGCUUGGCGCCAGAUGACGGUGAAGCAGCUACGCUCGGAGUGCAGUGAUGUUGGCAUACCGACCGAUGGUUGUGUUGAGAAGGCAGAGAUAUUCUCGCGCCUGCAUCAAGUGCGCAUUUGGCAGAGCUCCUCCCUUGAGAUGCUCCGCGAGGAGGUGGGCAGCCUCGGCCAGGAUGCACAGCGCUCCCGGCAAGAGCUUGAGGAGGUGUUGCUCGUCGCCACUUUCAAUGCUCGCCCCCGCCGAGAUCGAAUCUGGGAGAUGUGCAAAGCCAGACAUGUGCCAGUCGACAAGUUCAACGACCUGGACAAGGCCGAAAUGGUCUUGCAGCAAGUACAGCGCUUGGAACGUGGAAGCGUGGGCGACUUGAAGCGCGAGUUCGCAAGACGCGGAUUGACCGUAGAAGCAGGUACAGAAAAGCAGGAGAUGAUCUCCAAGUUGCGCGAUGUGCUGGCAUGGGAAGAGAUGCCCCUGUCAGGUUUGCAGCAGACAUGCCGUGAGCGAGGUCUGGGUGGGCCUGUCGCUGCCUCUCGGGAAGAGCUCCUGAAGCGGCUGCUUACUUCCAUAGGCCAGACCAAAGCGGCCGAAUCACGGUUCAAGAACUUCUUCACCUAUGGCAACCCGCAGACCCAGGAGACUCCGAAGCCCGGACCCUCGGCCUCGGGUCCUCAACCGAGCCCUGGCAACCGUGGCUUCGGGGACGAUUUCGAGCGUGCGUGGGAGGCAAAAGCCGAAGAAAAUCGACGAGCUUUCGCUUCAGGCAACCGGAACCAUGCUGGGAUGCCUUCCGGACAGAGGCGCUAUGCGGGGCCUGGGCCCGGCUUUCCUGGUUCCGGAAAGCAGAGGUCAGCAGCCCCGCAGACUCCACCGAUCGAGCGCUUCUUUCGGGUUUUGGGCCUGCCAGUCACUGCGAGCCACGACGAGGUCCGCAAGGCUUACCGACAGCUUGCACUCCAGUACCAUCCGGACAAGAAUCCCGGGCAGAAGAAGGCGGCUGCAGAGGCCAAGUUUCGCGAGGUGGCCGAGGCUUACGACAAAGUUUGCGAGUUCUUGCGGCAGAAGAAGUAG
This is a messenger RNA of Symbiodinium necroappetens, 2862 nucleotides long. Lineage: Eukaryota; Dinophyceae; Suessiales; Symbiodiniaceae. The record is from the annotation of a GenBank genome assembly.